Daktulosphaira vitifoliae (grape phylloxera) is the source of this 1115-nucleotide messenger RNA. Its product is annotated as E3 ubiquitin-protein ligase TRIM31-like. The coding region runs from base 356 to 781 and encodes 141 amino acids. Lineage: Eukaryota; Metazoa; Arthropoda; Insecta; Hemiptera; Phylloxeridae. Gene Ontology annotation, molecular function: metal ion binding; ubiquitin-protein transferase activity; nucleosome binding. Gene Ontology annotation, biological process: double-strand break repair. The transcript is spliced from 4 exons. Gene Ontology annotation, cellular component: site of double-strand break; nucleus. The record is from RefSeq and is a predicted model, not a curated record.
AUAGCUACAUAGUGAUACUAUUAUCUUAAUAAAUUUUAUUAAAAUAAUAAAUUAUUAUAAUGCAUAAUAAUAGAAUUUUAAUAACGUUUGGUCGUUAUCAUUUACCUUGCACCCGGUAGUAUCAUUAGACGUUAAUCGAUUUCUUACAUUUUGGGAAAUCCGUUAAUACGUGAUCAUCAACCUGAUACCAACCAUCUAUUAAUUAAGUAUUGAGCCUACAAAGAUUUUACAAUCAACAAUUGUACAAAUAAAAAUAUAAUAAUCUGAUGAUACAUAGAAAAAAAUAUUUACACAUUCACCAAUUCCAAAAAUCGUAUGUUUGAAUAUAAGCUCAUUGUGCUGUGAUUCAAAGAAAAUGUCUGAUCGUUACACUAUUUCAUUACCAAUGGGAAGACGCAUAGGACGGCAAAAUUUUUCAUCUUACCAUAUGGAACAUUUAAGAUCUUUAAAAGUUCCUAUAACAAAAAGUGAAAAGAACAUUUUUAAGAAAAUUUUAGAAGAUGAAUUAAGUUGUUCGAUUUGCUUAGAAGUAUUAAAAAAGCCAUCUAUAUUAGAAUGUGGUCAUUUAUUUUGCAAGACUUGCAUAGAAAAGUGUAUAUCUAGUUCUCAUUUAAAUUGUCCUAUCUGCAGAAAAUUAUCUGUUUUAAACUCAUCAUUUUAUUCUCAGCGACUAGAAGAAUUAAUAAGUAUUUUGCAAUCAAGUAUAAGUCAAAAUUCUGAUGAGAAGAGAAACACAAAUAAUCCAACAUCAUUUAAUUCAGGUUAUUCUAUAAGUCAUUGAUAAGUAUCACAUCACAAAUACUUUAUAGGUACUCAAAGUUUGACUUCAGUGAAUCGUAGACCACAAUCAGCACAAUCUCAGAGAUUUAUUACAAAUAGACCUCCUUGGAGAUUUUAAUAAAAUUUACUGUUUAAUAUUUACAAUUAACAUAGCCACAGUGAUUUAUAUUGUAUAUAUAUAUAUAUUCUUAUUAUAUUUAUAGAAUCAUACAAAUUUAUAAUUUUUUACAAUUUAACAUUGUCGAAUAACUAUAUUUUAUAUCUAAAUGUUUAUAACUUUUUUGUACAAAUAAAGUAAUUAUGAAUUUAUUAAUAAAAUAAUUAUAUAUAUUAUA